Molecule: messenger RNA, 1725 nt
Organism: Neltuma alba
Lineage: Eukaryota; Viridiplantae; Streptophyta; Magnoliopsida; Fabales; Fabaceae
Product: inactive TPR repeat-containing thioredoxin TTL3-like
Exons: 5
Coding region: 1-1725 (574 amino acids)
Cellular component (GO): cytoplasm
Molecular function (GO): protein binding
Source: RefSeq, a predicted model, not a curated record
AUGGCGGCAGACACUUCGCCCGACAGGAGAUCGGGUUGUGGGUUAUUCAACGCAGUGUUUGGACGACGCAAUCUGUGGCAACGUAAAUCAAACUCUUCUCCUCCUUCUCCGACUUCCAACGUUCAUAAUGUCAACCAAAAUGUCAAAUCAUCCUCCGAUAUGUGGAAUUCAAAGCGGCGGCGAGGCCCCUCCGAUGACGCCGAUUUACUCGCCACCAACCCACCGACGCGUGUCAUGAUUCAAAACCAGCAUAGGAAACAACAUCUCAACGAAACAUCGAAAGCGGCACAGCAGGGUCAUGCGUAUCAAGGCCGAAAGGUUCCCAAAGAGGCCCUUGGAAUUUCAGGCGAGCUUGAAAGUUAUAUAACCGAUCACCAGAAAUCCCAGGGAAGUAGCACGCUUGUUCGGGCUUCCUCCAGCAACGUGAUGCUGUUUGGUGAUUUAGGAAACUUGCGACAAUGUGGUGGAGGAGGAGGAGGCGGGAAUUACACAAAUUCUUAUAGUGUAAUGGAUCACCUUCCUAGGCCUAGAAAGGAAAACCUUAUGGCUAAUGGUGAAGGAAGAUACACAACAAAGCAUGCGACUGAAAAUAAUGCAGGAAAUAGGACCAAAGAGAAUCAGAAAGAAGAAGGGGUUUCCCUGUGCAGAGCCAUAUCAACUAGAAUGGAUCCGGAGCAGUUGAAGAUAAUGGGAAAUGAGGAUUACAAGAACGGCAGAUUCGCAGAGGCAUUGGCCCUCUAUGAUGCUGCCAUCGCCAUUGAUCCUAACAAGGCUUCAUAUAGAAGCAACAGAAGUGCAGCAUUAACGGCUCUUGGUAGGCUUGUCGAGGCCGUGUUUGAGUGCAGAGAAGCCAUUCGAAUUGAACCUCAUUACCAUAGAGCUCAUCAUCGAUUGGGAAGUUUGUACCUCAGAUUAGGAGAAACAGACAAAGCCCAGUAUCAUUUUAAACAUGCGGGACCAGAUGCAGAUCCUGAUGAGAUUGCUAAGGUGAGGAAUCUUCAACUUCAUCUUAACAAGUGCACUGAGGCUCGGAGGUUACGAGAUUGGAACACACUAAAAAAGGAGACCAACUCUGCUAUGUUAUGUGGGGCAGAUUCUGCUCCUCAGAUAUUUGCUCUGCAAGCCGAAGCCCUUCUAAAGCUUCGGAAGCAUCAUGAUGCCGUUGAAGUAAUGUCAAAUGGUCCUAAUUUUACAGACGAAGAGCUGAGCAAGUUCUUUGGACCUAUUGGUUUCGCUAAUUUGCUGGUCACACGGGCUCAGGUUGAUAUGGCUGCGGGAAGAUUUGACGAUGCUUUGGAGGUGGCUCAACGAGCAGUGAAGUUAGACUCAAAUAACAAAGAAGCGGGCAUGGUGAUGAGAAGAGCUCGAGCAGUAGCAGCAGCAAGAUCACAUGGAAACGAGCUUUUUAGAGCAUGUAGAUUCUCAGAGGCAUUAACAGCUUAUGGAGAGGGGCUUGAGCAUGAUCCUUGUAACUCAGUUUUGUUGUGUAACCGAGCCGCUUGUCGAUCCAAAUUGGGCCAAUUUGAGAGAGCCGUGGAGGAUUGCACUGCUGCUCUCAAUCUAAGGCCUUCAUACAGCAAGGCCAGAUUGAGAAGAGCGGACUGUAAUGCUAAGUUGGAAAGAUGGGAAGCUUCAAUUCAGGACUAUGAGAUGUUGCUGAGAGAGACACCAGAAGAGGAGGAAGUAAGAAAGGCGUUGAUGGAGGUUCAGAAACAUCUCAAGUAG